AUGUCGGAUAACAUCUAUGUCAAGAGUGUGGCAGGCACCUGCAUCACAUUCUCUUUUAUCCUCGCCGGAAAUGCCAUCACACAAUCCUACAUGACUGUCCCCGCCCUCCUCGUUGACUUUCCUCCCCCGGGCUCAAAAGACCACAAAGACCGCGCACGCCUCCUUGGCCGCCAAUGGCCGCUUUGCUGGACAGUAGGAAACCAAUUCUUCCGUCCCAUUUCCACACUCGGCUUCCUUGGGUAUGCCUACGCGGGUUACUCUGUGUACCGCGAGGGUGUGCUUGCGCGCAGCGACUGGAGGCUGUUUGGUGUUGCGGCGGUGAUGCAUCUGACAACCAUUCUGCACUCGGCGAUCAACAUGCAGCCGCUGAAUGAUAAGUUGGAGGCGCUGGCGGAACGGAGCAGUGAGAAGGAGUUGGGCGAGGCACAAGAGAUUGCGACUAAAUGGGCGAGCUGGAAUAGGUUGAGAUUGGUUACGCCGGUUGUUGCGGGAGGUUUGGCGUUGUGGAACUUGCUUUCUUUGUAG
Molecule: messenger RNA, 525 nt
Organism: Bipolaris oryzae ATCC 44560
Lineage: Eukaryota; Fungi; Ascomycota; Dothideomycetes; Pleosporales; Pleosporaceae
Exons: 2
Coding region: 1-525 (174 amino acids)
Source: RefSeq, a predicted model, not a curated record